Molecule: messenger RNA, 2232 nt
Organism: Fragaria vesca subsp. vesca
Lineage: Eukaryota; Viridiplantae; Streptophyta; Magnoliopsida; Rosales; Rosaceae
Product: wall-associated receptor kinase-like 9-like
Exons: 3
Coding region: 1-2232 (743 amino acids)
Biological process (GO): cell surface receptor signaling pathway; protein phosphorylation
Cellular component (GO): plasma membrane
Molecular function (GO): polysaccharide binding; calcium ion binding; protein serine/threonine kinase activity
Source: RefSeq, a predicted model, not a curated record
AUGUUAUUAUUGUAUUUGAGUAUUACUGUGCUGGUAUCAGGAGCAAACCCACCACAAAUAGCAUCCCCUAAUUGCCCAGACCGCUGCGGAAAUGUUAGGAUUCCAUACCCUUUCGGAGUUGAAUCAUCCACAUCCAAAGGAGCUGGUUGUUCCUUAGACCUAGGGUUUGUAAUAAACUGCUACCCGAAUGAGACUGCAGUGUUGAGGCUCGAGGAACAAGAGGUGCAGGUGCUGGAUAUUUCCAUUGAAGACCGCACGAUUCGGGUUAACAACUUUGUUGCUAAAUACUGCCAGGGUGAUGGUUAUACUAGUCAUCAACCACCAAAAUUAUCCGGGACACCUUUCACUUAUUCUCAGAGGCACAAUACAUUUGUUUCGGCCAGUUGCGACCUCCUGGCCGUGGUGUAUGAGUCUGAUGACAAUCCAGUCAUCCUUGGUGGGUGCAGCUCAGUUUGUGGUGACGAGACGACUCAUACUAAUAGUACGAGUUACUUGGAGUGUAAGACUAGUACCAACUGUUGCCAGACUAACCUCCCCCCAAACAGGAAGAGUUUGUUUUUUCACUUGCUAACCACUGCUGGAGAGGGUGCAAAUUGCUCCACGAUUUCCAGUUCACAGCAGAAUAAACAUGCAUAUUUGGUUGACCAAAUUUGGUUUCAGAACUUAUCUAAUUCAUCAGCUGCAGGAAGAGUCGGCGAGAAGGAUUUGGAGGAGGUUCCUUUGGUGCUAGAAUGGGCCAUAAACGAUUCAUUCACACAGUUUAAUGAAUCUAAUUAUCCCUCUACUGAUUCAUCUAGUUGCCAGAAGGUUCUGGCAUACAAACUGCAGAGCACCUUUAUUUGUAGCUGCUCGGCAGGCUAUGAAGGAAAUCCUUAUCUUGGGAGCCAAUUUUGUUCAGAUAUUGAUGAAUGCACAGACCGUGCUAAAAACCAUUGCUCGGCUGGCGAAAAAUGUGUCAACCUUGAAGGGAGCUACCGCUGUAAAAAAGAGAGCAAAGCUAAGAUAUAUGUUCUAGUAGGUCUUGCCGCUUGUCUUGGAACGGUUUUGCUACUUCUCGUUGGAUUUUUGGGUUACAGAAAGUGGAAAAAAUGGAGUGACAGUAAGCUCAAGCGUAAGAAUUACGAACGGCACGGAGGAUUAUUGUUGGAACAGCAAUUGUUGUCUGGUAAUGUUAAUGUUGAGAGAAUUAAGGUGUUUGAGUCGAAAGAGUUAGAGAAGUCCACAAACAAUUACAGUCGAGAUAGAAUUCUCGGUAAGGGAGGUCAAGGGACUGUCUACAAAGGAAUGUUAGCAGAUGGAAGAAUCGUUGCUGUAAAAAGGUCCAACAUAGUUGAUGAAGGCGAAGUUGGACAAUUCAUUAAUGAAAUUGUCAUUCUUUCGCAAGUUAGCCACAGAAAUGUGGUUAAGCUAUUGGGUUGCUGUUUAGAGACCAAAGUUCCACUCUUGGUUUAUGAGUUCAUACUCAAUGGAACACUUUCUCACUAUAUUCAGCAUCACAAUGAGGAGUUUCCUCUUACGUGGGAAGUACGCUUACGAGUUGCCAUAGAAGUUGCUGGAGCUAUUUCAUACUUGCACUCAUCAGCUUCCUCUCCCAUCUACCAUCGUGACAUUAAGUCUUCAAACAUACUCCUGGACGGUAAGUUUAGAGCUAAAGUUGCCGAUUUCGGAACAUCAAGAUCAGUAGCCAUAGGCAAAACACAUCGAACCAUGACAAAGGUACAAGGCACAUUUGGUUAUUUGGAUCCGGAGUACUUUCAAUCUAGCCAGUUUACAGACAAAAGUGACGUUUAUAGUUUCGGGGUGGUUCUUGCUGAGCUCUUGACCGGACGAAAACCAAUUUUUCAGAGGACGCCACAAGAACCCACGAGUCUUGCAACUUAUUUCCUCGAGUCCAUGGACCAGACUAAUCUUUCUGAUAUUCUUGAUGAUCAGGUUGUGAACGAUGGUAGCAAAGAAGAAAUUGUGGCAGUUGCCAACCUUGCAAAACGUUGCUUAAAUUUGAAUGGAAGGAGACGCCCUACUAUGAAAGAAGUAGCAGUGGAGCUGGAGGGAAUUCAAUUGUCAGUAAAAGGUUUGGGUCGUGUUCACGGACUUUCAGAGGUUGGUUCUGUUCCAACUGAUGAAAUAACAGAAGCUUGGGAUGUAGAUUUUGAAUCAACAAGAUCUUGUGAAGUUAAGGGAACAAGUACAUCGUCCUAUGUACAACCACUAUUGUUUUCCAAUACAAUGUAG